Penicilliopsis zonata CBS 506.65 is the source of this 2682-nucleotide messenger RNA. RefSeq lists its product as hypothetical. Gene Ontology annotation, biological process: trehalose biosynthetic process. Gene Ontology annotation, cellular component: alpha,alpha-trehalose-phosphate synthase complex (UDP-forming); cytosol. Bases 1 to 2682 code for a protein of 893 amino acids. Lineage: Eukaryota; Fungi; Ascomycota; Eurotiomycetes; Eurotiales; Aspergillaceae. The record is from RefSeq and is a predicted model, not a curated record. The transcript has 3 exons. Gene Ontology annotation, molecular function: catalytic activity.
AUGACGGUCUUUGUUGCUUCAGUCUUUCUUCCAUAUACAAUCGACUUCCAAGCCACGGAGUCUCGGCAUGCUCGUCGGACCUCUUCAAAUGGCCAUGGCUCUAUUGACAGCAGCGUGGUGGGGAGGCUAGCAGAUGCACGCCGGCAAAGACGCAAGACCCUUAGUUUUUCAAUGACCCCAGGCGCGACAACCGACGAUGAGAGAAUCUUCAAAUCGUACGUCUCCCGAUCUGCCGGGGAAAUCCCCAUCGCAGACGACCCCAAUGGACCCAGACCAAGCGAACCUCGUUCCGUGUCCUGGGGUCAGAGCCGCAAGUUUAAUCAACCGCCACCCAAGGCUCUGAUCCAUCCCGCCCCGUCCAUUCUCAGCCGCUCCGGGGGCGACCAGAUUGACGGCCAGUUUGCGGCUGAUGGUUCGCUGACCAACCCAGAACCUGAAGAGGGGCAUAGCCCGCGCGCGGCGCUCUCGGAUAUGGACUGGGUCGUCAAAGCCGCAGAACAGGGCAAUGGGGGCCUGCGGAACGCUGUCCACGCUGCCGUCGACGCCGGCCUGCUGACAGACCAGAUGUGGGUUGGGACACUCGGCAUGCCAACUGACUUACUCAAGGACGAGACGCGUGCCAGUAUCUCCGAGACUUUGGAGGAUGAAUUCAACUCCCUGACAGUGUUUGUCGACGAUCACGAAUUCCAAGGUCAUUACUCUCACUUCUGCCGGACGGUCUUGUGGCCUGCCUUUCAUUAUCAGAUGCAAGAGUCCCCCCGCCAUACGGAAUAUGAUGACUACUCCUGGAAGCAAUAUGUAAAGGUUAACGAGGCAUUCGCGAACACCAUCUUGGCACACUGGAGACCUGGUGAUAGUAUAUGGAUCAACGACUACCACCUUCUGCUCCUUCCGACCCUCCUUCGAGAGAAGCUGCCCCAUGUGAAAAUUGGCUUUUUCAUGCAUGCUGCAUUCCCAUCCUCUGAGGUGUUCCGAUGUCUCACCGCGCGUAAUUCCAUGAUCAAUGGCCUCCUUGGGUCCGAUCUCAUCGGAUUUCAGACCGACGAGUACUGCCAUCAUUUCCUUCACACAUGCAGUCGCCUCCUCGGCUUGGAAGUGUCUGUCGACGGUGUCCAGCUCAGAGAUCGUUUUGUUCGGGUCCAAACCUUACCGUUUGGUGUAGACCCUAAUUCUCUUGAUGAGCUCCGACAAUCUACUGAAGUCAAGAACUGGAUAGCCAACAUUCGCUCCAGGUAUGAGGGCAAACACUUGAUAGUUGCUCGAGACAGGCUUGAUGGACCAGGAGGCAUCAAGCAGAAGCUGCUGGGCUACGAGCUGUUCCUGAAGAGGUAUCCCAAAUGGCGAGAGAAUGUCGUUCUGAUCCAGGUUUCAUCCUCAAAUUCGGAAAUCCCCGAGCUUGAAGCUCAGGUCUCCAAGAUAGCCAUGAGGGUAAAUUCGGUCUACUCGACGCUGACACACCAACCGCUGGUUCUUCUGAGACAAGACAUCAGUUACUCGCAGUUCCUGGCACUCAUGAGCGUGGCCGAGAUCUUCAUGGUAACUAGUCUGCGAGAGGGUAUGAACCUCACCAGCCACGAUUAUAUCAACUGCCAGGAUGGUAGGAUCAGCAACCAGUGCCAUGGUUCCUUGAUUCUAAGUGAAUUCACUGGAAGCGCCUCGAUUUUUAGCGGACACGACCUGCUUGUCAAUCCGUGGGAUUACCAACAAUGUGCUGAUGCGAUCAAUAAAGCCCUGGAUAUGUCGCCGGAGGAGAAAUGGAAAAAUUGGGAAUUUCUCAUGGAUAAGAAGGCCCCAUUUACAGCUACCGGAUGGUGUGAAUCGUUCGGCAAGGCUCUUGAUGCUGCGCAUAGCGCUCAGUUGUCUCGCGAGCCAAGCCAUCUCUCUGCAUUGUCCCUGGAUGCCUUGCAACAGUCCUAUGGGACAUCUAGCCUGAGGCUCUUCCUCCUUGAGGAUGAAAGCACGACUGCCCCUGCGAACUCUGUCCCUUCGGAGAAGGCAAUUGCCCAACUGGAAGUGUUGCUCCAAGACCCGAAGAACGUGGUCUACAUCACCAGCAGCAAAAGCUCCGAACAGCUCAGAUCACUCCUCCCGGACUUGCCACCGACAGUAGGCCUGAUUACUGAAAAUGGGUGCUUCCUCCGGGGGAACGGUGCAGCGACAUGGGAAGAACUGUUUGACGCCACCAAGACAAAAGACUGGCGAGACGGGAUCCGCCGCGUGGUCGAGUACUUCCAAGAACGCACCGAGGGAAGCUGGGUUGAGGAAAGAGGGUCCUCUCUGACCUUCCGGUACGAUCAAGCACAAGAUCCUGAAAUUGCGAGCCGACAGGCGUCCGACCUGGCAGAUCAGAUCAACGGCUCGCGAGGCAACGAAGCCAUCCGCGUCGUGCUCACCCAGGGGACUGUUAGUUUCGAACCAUUGGACGUCACCAAGGCGACUGCAGCCGAAAUUGCGUUUCAACGACUGCCUAAAACUCCAGACUUUGUCUUCGUCGCCGGAGGUGCUCGCGGUGACGAAGCUCUGUUCCGCUGGGCCAACCAGCUGGUCAUCGAUGGCCGAGCCCCGAACGUGACCACCUUGACGGUGGGUCAUCACGCCACAGAGGCGAAAGCCGUCCUGCCGGACGACUUGAACAUUUCCGACGUGCUGGGUGAUCUGUGCGUGGCAGGAUCAGGCAAGUAG